This is a messenger RNA of Zootoca vivipara (common lizard), 921 nucleotides long. RefSeq names its product calcium voltage-gated channel auxiliary subunit gamma 7 (gene CACNG7). Gene Ontology annotation, cellular component: AMPA glutamate receptor complex; postsynaptic density membrane. The record is from RefSeq and is a predicted model, not a curated record. Gene Ontology annotation, biological process: neurotransmitter receptor transport, postsynaptic endosome to lysosome; transmission of nerve impulse; neurotransmitter receptor internalization. Lineage: Eukaryota; Metazoa; Chordata; Lepidosauria; Squamata; Lacertidae. Gene Ontology annotation, molecular function: channel regulator activity; voltage-gated calcium channel activity.
AUGAGUAACUGCAGCAGCCGCGCCCUGACCCUGCUGUCUAGUGUUUUUGGAGCGUGUGGACUGCUCCUGGUGGGCAUCGCCGUCAGUACUGACUACUGGCUGUUCAUGGAGGAAGGGAUUGUGUUUCCGCAGAACCAGACCACCGAGAUAGUCAUGGCACUGCACGCUGGGCUCUGGAGGGUCUGUUUCUUUGCUGGUCAGAAAAAGGGCAGCUGUGUUGCUUCCGAGUACUUCCUAGAGCCCAGGCCUGACCCUGACCCUGAAGGCCCCCUCGUAACGGAGAACACAGAAAACAUUCUUAAGACCAUCCGCACAGCCACCCCUUUCCCUAUGGUCAGCCUCUUUCUCGUCUUCACAGCAUUUGUCAUUAGCAACAUUGGACAUAUCCGCCCCCAGAGGACCAUCCUGGCUUUCGUUUCAGGAAUCUUCUUCAUCCUCUCUGGGCUCUCUCUGGUGGUGGGCUUGGUUCUGUACAUCUCCAGCAUCAAUGACGAAGUGAUGAACCGCCCCAGUGGCUCAGAGCAGUACUUCCAAUACCGCUACGGGUGGUCCUUUGCCUUUGCUGCUUCUUCCUUCUUGCUCAAAGAGGGCGCAGGGGUGAUGUCUGUCUACCUCUUCACCAAGCGCUAUGCCGAGGAGGAAAUGUACCGCCCUCACCCAGCCUUCUACCGGCCACGCCUGAGCGACUGCUCCGACUACUCUGGCCAGUUCUUGCACCCCGAAGUGUGGCACCGUGGACGUAGCCCCUCUGACAUCUCCAGCGACGUUUCCAUCCAGAUGACUCAGAACUACCCACCAGCCAUCAAGUACCCUGAACAUAUGCACAUAUCCACCUCACCUUGCUAGACGCACCAGAGAACGAGCUGGACAAGGAAGCCAGCUUUCGCUUGCAGACUGUAUCGUUCUACCCUAACCUGCCUA